Molecule: messenger RNA, 612 nt
Organism: Phragmites australis (common reed)
Lineage: Eukaryota; Viridiplantae; Streptophyta; Magnoliopsida; Poales; Poaceae
Product: WRKY transcription factor WRKY62-like
Exons: 2
Coding region: 1-612 (203 amino acids)
Biological process (GO): regulation of DNA-templated transcription
Molecular function (GO): sequence-specific DNA binding; DNA-binding transcription factor activity
Source: RefSeq, a predicted model, not a curated record
AUGCUUGGUGUCAUACUCGUCGACCGUCCCCACCUGCAGACUCUCACCACGUCACCCAAGCCACCGGUGUUGCGUUGCACUGACAAUGAGGUGACGACGGAGGUGGCCGCCGCUGGUGUGAAGGUCGAGCCGCAGCCCAAGGUCAGGGCGGUCUACGCGCGUGCAGACCCAUCGGACGUCGACGCCAACAUCGUGAAAGAUGGGUACCAGUGGCGCAAGUACGGGCAAAAGGUACAGAGGAGUGCUGACGACAGGUCGAUGCUAGUGGCGACCUACAAGGGCGAGCACAGCCAUGCUCAGUGUGCCCAGAGAGAAUUUGUCAGUGACGGGUCGACGAGGCAGCAGGGGGCCUCCGGCUCAAUCUCCAUUGACUCGUUGGGCCGGACGAUCACCCUUGGUCUGGCGAACAAAGGGCCAGGAUCGAACACGGAGGCCGAGGCGAUUUCAGGGGACCUCGUGACACCAGAGUUUCGGAAGGUAUUGGUGAACGAGCUGGUGAAUGAUUCGGAGUUCAUGGAGUCUCUGACAAGUGUGGUGACUGCAAGAAUGAUGGAGAGAAAGAAUAUCAUACCGGAUAUUAAUGAACAAGCAUAUGUUGUUCAUAGUUCAUAG